Molecule: messenger RNA, 489 nt
Organism: Geodia barretti
Lineage: Eukaryota; Metazoa; Porifera; Demospongiae; Tetractinellida; Geodiidae
Source: the annotation of a GenBank genome assembly
AAAAGGUCGAGCGCCGUUCUCGACCGUGAGGUCGCCACGCUGUUAUCAUGGGGCGAGCAGACAUCCAAUCUUUGGAGAGAACAAAUGUCGGACGAUUCAAUUCGCCUGAAGGCCAUUAACCACAUUACCUACAACGUGAAGGACAAAGACAAGGCGCUGGUCUGGUACGAGGAAAUCCUGGGAUUGAAGCAGAUACCCAAGAUGGUGGACAGCGAUCACCUGUACUGGCUGCAACUUCCCAGCGGGGCAAUGGUCCACAUCAUCGAGAACCCCGACGCUCCAUCGGCCCCGUCGCACCAUACCGCAUUCGAGGUGGACGACAUCGCCCGUGCCAGGGACUCGAUCAUGGCGAAGGGCGUCGAGGUCACCGACAUCCAGACCCGGCACGACGGCCAGCAGGCCUGCUACCUGAACGACCUGGACGGCAAUCGCAUCGAGAUUUGCACCAAUCGGGCUUCGGAGUGCUGGUCUAGGCGUCGGCUAACCUCU